CAUUCUGUUUUCGCUGUCGCUCUCGGGAAGCUCGCAAGGCAUCGCUAUCGCUUCGACAUUUCCAAUUCAAUCGGGCCCAAUCAGAAAAUAAUCGAAACAAAUUGCAGAGUUCGCAUUUAAUUGCAAUGUCUGGCACGUUAUAAAAUGUGAAAUUGUGUGCUGUUUAAGCGGGCUAACUGUGUGUGUGGUGUGGUGUGCUGUGCUUUAUGUGUGUGCGUGAAUGUGUGUUGUGUUGUGCUAUGUUGUGUGAGGAUGUGUGAACGAGUGUGUUUGUUUAUGUGAAUAUGUAAACAACCCAAAAAAGGCUAAGGCCAGGCCACCAACAAAAAAAAAGUUUCCAUUAUUUCUAAGCGAAAAGUGUGUGUUAGCCAAUUAGUUAAGUAAUUCAAUAACAAAGCAACAGCAACAGCAAUAGCAACAAAAACAAAAUUACUCACCCCCUCCCAUAAUAAAGUAGCAAUACUAAAUAAUAACAAAUGAGCACAACGGAUUUGGAUCUGGAGUCCUGCGCGCUGUUGACCGGCGAAACUGUCGAAGCUGCUGCCGCCGCCGCUAACGACUCUGUCACUGUCAGGACACGCACUAAGCAACGCGUCAGUUUAAAUUCAAAACGUCGACGCAGCCGUAUGUCCCGACGCGCGAAUCUCAUUGGCAUUUGUGGCGUUAGCAGUUUGUGCAUACUGCUGCUGAUUGCCACCACGCAGCAUCGACCGCUCACCUCGCCCUUUAGCAGCGGCAACAGCAAUGGCAACGGCAACGGCAAUGUUGCCUCCAGUCUGCUGUCGAAUAAUCUCGGCGGCCGCAAUGGCGGCGGCGGCUAUUAUGAGCGACAGCAGCAGCAGCAGCCAUCACAAACUGCCGCCACCAUUUACAAUAUGACAGCGACCAUAGUGGAUGUCCUGGCGGCGCAGCGUGCGCGCAUUCUCACCGAAAUGGAGAACUUUGAGUAUCCUCGCGGCGGUGCCGAGAAACUCAAUGACAUGACCCUCGAAACUGGCGGCACGCCAGUUCGCAGCAUUGUCGUUACCAGCUGGCGCUCGGGCUCCACAUUUCUGGGAGACAUCCUGAAUGCCAUACCGGGCAAUUACUAUCACUAUGAGCCGCUGCUGGACUUUGGCAUUAAGCAAGUGCGCGAUCCCGAUGAUCAGCAGCUGGCCGUGCAAAAUCUCAAGAAUCUGCUCAAUUGUGAUUAUGGCGAUAUGACUGAUUAUCUCGAAUAUGGCAAGACGCACACCUAUCUCUUUGAGCACAAUCAACGCCUUUGGGAUGUUUGUCGCGAGUAUCCGCGCUUCUGUUGGCGUCCCGCCUUCCUCACACCAUUCUGUCGACUGUUCCCCAUACAGAGCAUGAAAACGGUGCGACUGCGUCUCGCUCAGGCCGAGCAGUUACUUCAGGAUCAAAGUCUAUCCAAUAUGCGGAUUGUGUUGUUGGUGCGGGAUCCACGUGGCACAAUGCAAUCACGACGUCAUCGUGUCUGGUGCGCAGGCAAUGAGGAUUGUGAGGAUCCGGCCUUAGUUUGUCAGGAUCUUGUUGAUGACUACAAAACAGCUGAGACGUUGCUCAAGUCAUAUCCAGGUCGAUUCAGAACUCUGCGAUAUGAGGAUUUGUCACUGAAUCCGUAUGACGUGACGCAGGAUAUUUUGCAGUUUUAUGGCUUGCCCUUUGACCCCGCUGUUGAAGAGUUUCUGGACACUCACACUAAGGAAAAUAUAGGUGGCGUUAGUUCCACGUAUCGUGAUUCCAGAUCGGCACCAUUUCACUGGAAGCAAGAUCUAAAGGCUGAAGAAAUUAAACAAAUCCAGGAUGUGUGCGUGGAGGCCAUGGAUCUGUGGGGAUAUCGUCGCAUAAACGACUUUAGCAAUUUCACUAACAUGCAGCAGAACUUUGAUCCAAUUGUGCUGCCAUCGCCGUUUACGUGAAUUCGAUGUGGCGACAACUGAUAAUGAUAACUAAUUCUUCUACUUGGUACAUUUUGUUGUGAUAUCGUCGUGUUGAGCGAGCAAAAAGAUUAUGGAGAGACAGAGUGAGAGAGGGAGAAAGCAUGGAAAAGCAUUAACUAACAGAGAAAAGUCGGGUUACAGUUGGCACACUUUUUUGCUAAACACGCAAAACACACUUACUGAGCAAUAGUUAAUGAUAUACCACAUACGAUACGAUAUACUAUACUAUAUACAUAUACAAUAUAUGAUUACGAUAAAUGCAUAAUUUUAGUAAUUGGCGAAUUUUGUGUAGCGCGUAAAAAUCGAAUAUCACAUUUAUAUUAUAUUUAGGCAUAGCAUUUAAGCAACAAUAACUGAUAAAUGAGAACUUAGUCUUUAUAUAAAGCACGGGCUGGCAUUGAAAAUUGAAUUCUUUACUUGGCUUCUCAAUGUAAAUUAUUUAGAUAACAACUUUUUGUAAUGUUCUGCUUAUGGAAUACAAACCACAAAUCAAAUGCAAUUAAAAGCAAAAGAAGAGCAUAAAGAAAUCCAGUGAUUUAGUAAUUAAACAUAACAAAAACGUAUCAACAGAAAUUGAAACACAUUUAGAUAAAUUUAUUAAACGUAAAAAUAUACAAUACAAAAAAUAUUUCCAAAUGAGAAAAGAAGAAAAGCAAUUGUGCAAUAAAAACCAUAUGAAACUAAAAGCAUUCUGAAAAUGUAGACGCAAAUUUGGCAUACGA
Messenger RNA from Drosophila albomicans, 2662 nucleotides. RefSeq names its product carbohydrate sulfotransferase 4. The coding region runs from base 477 to 1919 and encodes 480 amino acids. The record is from RefSeq and is a predicted model, not a curated record. The transcript is spliced from 4 exons. NCBI's taxonomy places the organism in Eukaryota, Metazoa, Arthropoda, Insecta, Diptera, Drosophilidae. Gene Ontology annotation, molecular function: N-acetylglucosamine 6-O-sulfotransferase activity. Gene Ontology annotation, biological process: sulfur compound metabolic process; N-acetylglucosamine metabolic process.